Molecule: messenger RNA, 4664 nt
Organism: Conger conger (European conger)
Lineage: Eukaryota; Metazoa; Chordata; Actinopteri; Anguilliformes; Congridae
Gene: myo1g
Product: myosin IG
Exons: 22
Coding region: 575-3607 (1010 amino acids)
Biological process (GO): actin filament organization; vesicle transport along actin filament
Cellular component (GO): myosin complex; plasma membrane; microvillus
Molecular function (GO): ATP binding; microfilament motor activity; actin filament binding
Source: RefSeq, a predicted model, not a curated record
UCACACACACACCACACUCACAUUCACAACGCACAUACACACAUACAUACACACACAUUCACACAGACACACACAUACACAUUCACACACAUACAUACACACAUACUCAGACACACACAUUCACAUACACACAUACACACGAAACACAAACACUGAUGACCAUAACCACUUGUACACAUACUAAUCCAUACACUUAGUCACGCAUACAAAAUGAUGAAGACUUCACACAUAUUCACACUUAUGCAGACACAUUCUGAGAUGCAGACAUAUCGAAACACUCGCGAAAACACAAACACUAAUGAAUUACCAGCCACUCGAAAAAUGAUAUAUAAAAGGCUUGCACACAGGUAGGGACGGAUUUGAGCACGCACACACAGACACAGACAGAAACGUGCGUGCGAUGUUGAAGCCUGCAGACCGCCUCUAGUCGACUUAGCACAGCCCAGAAUCCACCAAAGCGCGUGGUUACGCCACACCCACUGCAGUCUGUCGAGGCCUGCCGAGUCUACUCUUCCUCUCUGGCGUUUCUCUCGCUCGCCUCUCCCCGCCCGGCUGUCCCGCUGCUCACAUCGCCAUGGCGGAACUGGAGGGGCUGGAGUUUGGGAAGUCGGACUUCGUCCUCCUCGACGAGGUGACCAUGGACCAGUUCAUGGAGAACCUGAAGCUGAGGUUUGAGAAAGGCCGCAUCUACACCUUCAUUGGGGAAGUGGUGGUAUCUGUCAACCCCUACAAGGCGAUGGAUAUCUAUGGCACGGAGGCUAUUGAGGCUUACCGGGGGCGGGAGCUGUACGAGAACCCACCCCACCUCUACGCCGUGGCCGACGCCGCCUACAAAGCCAUGAAGAGACGAGCCAAGGACACCUGCAUAGUCAUCUCAGGUGAGAGUGGAGCAGGGAAGACAGAAGCGAGCAAAUACAUCAUGCAGUACAUUGCUGCCAUCACCAACCCUAGCCAGAGGGCAGAGGUGGAGAGUGUGAAGAACGUUCUCCUCAAAUCAAACUGUGUGCUGGAGGCCUUUGGGAACGCCAAGACCAACCGCAAUGACAAUUCCUCCCGCUUUGGGAAGUACAUGGACAUCAACUUCAACUUCAACGGAGAGCCCACAGGUGGCCACAUCAACAACUACCUUCUGGAGAAGUCAAGGGUAAUACAGCAGCAGAAAGGAGAGAGGAACUUCCACUCCUUCUAUCAGGUGCUAAGGGGCGGUUCCAGGGACCUGCUUGGGCUCCUGCACUUGGAGAAAGACCCUGCAGUCUACAUUUACACCAGAGAGGGCGCUGCCGCCACUACCUCCAGUGAUGAUGGCUCCAACCACAAGGCUGUGCUGAGCGCUCUAAAAGUGAUUGGCUUCACGGCCGAGGAGAUCAACUCGAUCUACCGGAUCCUGGGGACCAUCUUGCACCUGGGGAACCUGGAAUUUCAGAGUGACGGCGAGAGUGUCCAGGUUGUGGGGGCGGAGCUCGUGAGUCACAUCGCGGACCUGACCCGCACCAACCCCGAUGAUGUCAGCAAGGCCCUGCUGUACCGCACGGUGGCCACCGGGGGCGGCGAGGUCAUCGACAAGGGCCACAGCGAGAAGGAGGCCUCCUACGGCAAGGAGGCUUUCGCCAAGGCAUUAUAUGAACGACUUUUUGGAUGGAUUGUCAGUCGCAUUAAUUCUGUGAUCGAGGUAAAAGACUACAACCCUGUACUCCAUGGUAAAAACACAGUCAUUGGAGUGCUCGACAUUUAUGGCUUUGAGAUCUUCGACAACAACAGUUUUGAACAGUUCUGCAUCAACUACUGCAAUGAGAAGCUCCAGCAGCUCUUCAUUGAACUGAUCCUUAGGCAGGAGCAGGAGGAGUACCAGAGAGAAGGAAUCACCUGGCAACACAUUGAAUACUUUAAUAACCAGAUCAUCGUUGACCUGGUGGAGCAGCCCCAUAAAGGAAUCAUCUCUAUCCUGGACGAGGCGUGUCUCAGUGUGGGCAAAGUGACCGACAUCCUGUGCCUGGAGAGUAUGGACACCAAGCUGGGCCAGCACCCACACUACACCUCCCGCAAGCUCUCUCCCUCUGAUAAAUCCAUGGAAUUCAACAGAGACUUUCGCAUCCUCCACUACGCUGGGGACGUCAUGUACUCGGUGGAGGGCUUUUUGGAUAAGAACAAAGAUCCACUCUUCCAGGAUUUCAAGCGGCUCAUGUAUAACAGUGAGGACCCUGUCCUGAAGGAGAUGUGGCCAGAGGGGCAGUUGAGUAUCACAGAGGUCACCAAGCGCCCCCUGACCGCUGCAACACUUUUUAAGAACUCCAUCAUCGCCCUGGUGGACAACCUGGCCUGCAAGGAGCCAUACUACGUGCGCUGUGUGAAGCCCAAUGAGGUUAAGUCUUCCGUGCAUUUUGACGACGCCCGCUGCCAGCACCAGGUGGCGUACCUGGGCCUGUUGGAGAACGUGAGGGUGCGGAGGGCCGGCUUUGCCUACAGGCAGCCCUACGCCCGCUUCCUACAGAGGUACAAGAUGACGUGCGAGUACACCUGGCCUAACCACCUGAUGGCCACGGACCAGGAGGCAGUCAAGGCCAUCAUCGACCACCACGGUUUCCAGGCCGACGUGGCGUACGGCCACACCAAGCUGUUCAUGCGCUCGCCCCGCUCCCUGUUCACCCUGGAGCAGGAGCGCGCCGCCCUCAUCCCCAUCCUGGUGCUCUUCCUGCAGAAGGUGUGGCGAGGGGCGUUGGCGAGAAUGCGUUGCCGGCGGAUGCGUGCCAUCUACACCAUCAUGGGCCGCUACAAGUGCUUCAAGGUGAAGGCGCACUUCUGGGAGGUGGAGAGGAGGUUCGGCAACGUGCGCAACAUGGCCGACUACGGCAAGAGUGUGGAGUGGCCCCGCCCACCUGCCGCACUGGCCCAGUUCCACAGCAUCACCUGGCAACUGCACCGCAGGUGGUGGGCGCGGCAGGUAGUGAAGAACAUCCCUCCCUCUGACAUGCCGGAGGUCCGGGCGAAGGUGGCGGCUCUGACGGCCCUGAGCGGAGAGCGCCAGGACUGGGGCUGCGACCGCGCCUGGGAGAGAGACUACCUCAGCAACUCCAGAGAUUCGCCCCAGACCAGCUCCCACUUUGUGCGCGUCUCCAAAGAGCUGAAGAGCAGAGACCAGUACACCAGCAUCCUGUUCUCCGGGUUCGUGCGCAAGAUGAACAGGUUCAACAAAAGCACAGACCGUGCCCUACUUAUCACAGACAAGCAUGUUUACAAGAUGGAGCCUCGUAAGCAGUUCAAGGUGUUGAAGAAGCUGCCUUUGGACUCUGUGGCAGGGCUGAGUGUAAUGAGUGGCAGUGACCAGCUGGUGGCGCUGCACACCUCCUGUCAGGACGACGUGCUGGUGUGCCUGCAGCGGGGGGAGCUGUGCCCCAACCAGGACCGCGUGGGCGAGGUGGUGGGAACGCUGUGUGACCACUUCUCACGGGAGAGAAACGCCCCUCUGCAGGUAAAGGUGUGUAGCUCCGCCCUCCCGCUGCACAUGAGGGGGAAGUCCAAGAGCGUCACCGUGGAGACGAAGCCCGGCCAUCCCAGCGCUGACUUCCGCAAGACCCGGGACGGCUUCGUCCUAUUGGUCCCCUCUCACUGACCCCGCCCUGUACCCACUGUGCCAAUACAGUGCCACAAUUAUAUAGCCCGGAAGUUAGCCUUUUUGAGCCUUGUGUUCCCUUGGUAGAUUUCCCAUCCAUUUUUCCCACCGGGAUUUAGAUUUCUGCUGAAUUUAAGGUAUCUGGUUAACGUAAGCUUAAAAGAGCUUCACUUUUCGUUCUGUUACAUCCGUUAAUAUCUUAACAAUGUAUUUUUAAGUCUGUCAGAAUGUGUAGUUUCAAUAUAGCAACUUGUUAGCAACGUACGUUUUUAAAGCACGUAACAGAUUCACGGUGGCGAUAUUAACGGAUGUAACUCAUAGAACAAAACGAGAAACUCUAUUAAACUUACAUUGACCACAGACCAUGUCUUUUUGAGUACAAAUCAAGUCCAUAUAGGAAAAAAAGCAUCGGAAAUCUGUUGAGGGAACCCAUGGUAGAAUAAACUUCUGGGUUGGCCUCCAGAAAUACGUCAUCACUGUACCACUCUAUACCCCUCCUCUUAUACCCCACUGCCCCUGCCCCUGUCCCCACUCACCUCAACACCCCUGCCCUUGUGCCCCUAAGCCUACUGCACUUACCCCCAACCUUUGAUGGUGGGGGCAGCUUCAAUGCUGGUCUUGUUGCUACUUGCCCUGGUCUGAGCAAUACUUCCUUUACUCAAAGUGUAUUACGUUGAGAGAAAGGCAGCUCUUUGGCCCCACAGAUGGUCUGUACUCCUUUGCAGGUUUUAAUGCACAUAAGUCGUUUUCUUAUAAUGGCAAAAAGAAGGAAGCCAUUUUGCUUUUUUUAAAUGAAAAUGUAUACAUUUGCAUUUUGAAAUAUUUUUGUAAAUGUCAGGAAUUAUCUUUGUUGCUUUCUUCCUAUUUGUAUCUAUGUAUAGUAUAUGCCGAGUCCAACGGUUUGCUCUUACAGGAGUAAAACAUUCGCACUCUCUGAGUACAGAAUUUGCAGUCACUUAGUAUCAAUGGAGCGAUGGAAUAUUUCUCACCCGCGUUUAUUCUUGGUAACAGAUCCCGCCGCAGUUUCGCCAAUUAAAAAUGAAUAUGUGACUGCGAA